GGACGUCACUAUCCGGAAAGAUGGCGUCCAACGCUGCCAUGUGUUCCCCCAUGCUGCGCCAAAUAUUUCGACGAAGCUCCUAUGUUUGUUCGAAAUCAUACGCCCCGUUCUCUGCAAGGCUUCUAUUUUCUACAGCCACUACAGCACCCCCCACUGAACGGGAAGCUGAGACCAAAGAAGAGAAGCCUGCAGCUGAUCCUAGCUUACUUGCAAGCCAAGAAGAAAACCGCAAGCUUCUUGAACAGAUUAAGACCAUUGACGACAAGUACAAGCGCUCGCUGGCAGAGAACGAGAACUUGCGUGUGCGUAUGCAGAAACAGAUUGAAGAAGCCCGUGUGUUUGGCAUUCAGAAGUUCUGCAAGGACCUGCUAGACGUUGCCGAUGUGCUGAGUAGUGCCCUUUCAAGUGUUCCCAAGGAAGCCGUGACCCCUGACAAUCCGCAUUUGCAAAACCUUUACACUGGCCUUGAAAUGACUCAGGCACAACUGCAGGCAGUGUUUCGGCGCCACGGACUUACACAACUCAAUCCUAUCGGAAUGAAAUUUGAUCCCAAUGAGCAUCAGGCCGUAUUUGUGCACCAUGAUGAAAGCAAAGAGCCCGGUACAGUAGGUGUAGUGUCUAAAAUUGGCUACAAGCUCAAAGAUCGCACCAUUCGUCCAGCCAUGGUUGGUGUGGUUGAGCGAACCUGAUGGAACUGGACUUGCAAAUUUAGUCCAGCAGUGACAUGUAGCUUGGGUUGCAGUCUUCUUGGCCAUUUAGCUCAGGUUGGGAAAGGAGCAGAUGUGUUCUAAUGCAGCUGAAACAUGAAACAACUGCAGUGAGUAUGACAGGCAGGCUGUGGUUUUUGGACUUGACUUUGAUCAUUCCAAGUGUGGGGGCAAAGUAUUUGAUAAACAAGCUAAAGAAACUGUAAGUUAGCAUUUUCAAGGGCUUGCUAUAUUUGUGGGCUUUUCUUAAAGGCCUUGUAGACAAGAGCCAGCCUGUACUCAGCAGACAAACAGUCAGGUGCAUGAAUGAUAACUUGUGUAGGUCAUUUAUAAAUUGUUGCUAAUAGUGCUGCUUUUUUUGCAGUUAUAGGCCACGCAGUGCUAGGCAAAAAGAAGUGGCUGGCCAAUUUAGUAUGAUGCUGAGAAGCUUGCAACUCCACUAGUACUCAGGUGCGUGUGUAAUAGCGUGCCUGUUUUAGAAAUCGGGGUGCAGCCUGCAGAUUUUUCACUGACUGUGACUAUGAAGUGCGGCUGAAAUAAAUUUAACUUUGUUACUAGC
This is a messenger RNA of Dermacentor andersoni, 1266 nucleotides long. RefSeq names its product grpE protein homolog, mitochondrial Roe1 (gene Roe1). NCBI's taxonomy places the organism in Eukaryota, Metazoa, Arthropoda, Arachnida, Ixodida, Ixodidae. The record is from RefSeq and is a predicted model, not a curated record. Gene Ontology annotation, biological process: protein folding; protein import into mitochondrial matrix. Gene Ontology annotation, cellular component: PAM complex, Tim23 associated import motor. Gene Ontology annotation, molecular function: protein homodimerization activity; protein-folding chaperone binding; adenyl-nucleotide exchange factor activity.